AUGAUUAUUCCAUCAUUGAGGAAGUAUAUGAAGAGCAUACUCACUAGCAACUUGAGUCUAGAAGAGGGAGUGAUGUUGAUAACAGAAGAUUGUAGCCUAGCCCUCCAAAACAAAACCCCGGAGAAGCUUGACGACCCGGGGAGCUUUGUUCUCUCAUGCCAAAUCGGAGGUACGAUCUUUAAACGCUGCCUUUGUGACUUAGGGUCUAGCGUGAAUCUUAUGCCCUAUACAGUGGCCAAGCGCCUUGGCAUAACAAGCUUUAGACCCACAAAGAUUCAGUUGGUCUUUGCUGAUCGAUCGGUGAGGCGGCCCAUUGGCAUCGUGAGUGAUGUACAAGUCAUGAUUGGUAAAUGUUUCAUACCGGCUGACUUUGUGGUGCUGGAACUAGACCAAGAACCAAGAGAUCCCCUGAUCUUAGGGCGACCUUUCUUAGCCACAGCCGGCGCCAUUAUUGAUGUCAAGGGAGGAAAGAUAGACUUACACUUGGGAGACUUGGUAAUGAAGUUUCAAAUUGACAAAACUUUGGAAAAGCCAACUAUCGACGGGUUCUCUUUCUUGGUGGACAAUUUAAGUGAGGUGUCUGAAGGAGUGUAUGAGGAGCUGAUAAUGGACGACCCCUUAGAAGUGGCACUAACCCGUGUGGAGAAAGAAGGAGGCUAUUUUAGUAGAGAAGCGCGAGACAUAGCCAAAUCACUCGAUAACGCGGAGACGUACAAGAACUUGGUAGCUUAUGUUGGCUUGGAGGAAGAAGUAAUGGGCACAAACGCCUCAAGGGAUGCAUCCAAGCCGUCAAAGGAGCCAUGGAGUGAGUUGAGCGCUCCAAAAGUCGAGCUCAAGGAGCUCCCCGUAGGGCUAAGGUACGCAUUUCUCGGUCCCAACAAUACAUACCCGGUGAUAAUCAAUUCAAAUCUAUCAAAUGUAGAGACCGCGCUAUUACUUUGUGAACUAAGAAAACACCGCAAAGCCCUUGGGUACACCCUUGAGGAUAUAACCGGUAUUUCCCCAGAACUUUGUAUGCACAGGAUACAUCUCGAGGAUGAGUCUAAGUCCUCCAUAGAGCAUCAAAGGAGACUAAAUCCAAACCUGAAAGAUGUGGUGAAGAAGGAGAUAAUGAAACUCUUGGAAGCUGGAGUGAUAUACCCUAUCUCGGACAGUACAUGGGUGAGCCCGUCCACGUAG
Molecule: messenger RNA, 1179 nt
Organism: Microthlaspi erraticum
Lineage: Eukaryota; Viridiplantae; Streptophyta; Magnoliopsida; Brassicales; Brassicaceae
Source: the annotation of a GenBank genome assembly